GGAGGAGCGUAAUGGCGCCUUAUAAAACCUCUCAACUAUUUACCAGCAUUCACACGCGCAUACAGGUAGGCAGACGGUUGGAUCCCAGCCCGUUGACGAUAUACAGAUCCAGAGUCUGAGUCCGGAGCUGUUACAUGCAACAUCCCUCGGUCCCCCGUCAGAGCCCUGCAGGAUUAUCUCCUUGUGAUUAACCAAGGACUCUGUUGGAUUACAGACUAACGGAUAGAUAUCACGCAGCUGCUGUUUGGAACAAAACGGAUGUCAGUGUGGUGGUUAGAGAUGGGAGAGGUUUCGGUGCCUCUCUCCACUGUAGGAUGGUAGCCGACAGCACAGUGGAAGGCCAUGAGCAGACCGCCUUACCAAGCACAUUACCAGCACCAUCAUCAUCAUCAUCAUCAUCUUCUGUGUCGUCAUCAUCAUCAGCAGCAGCAACUCGUACGCAGUCGGACCAGCUUCAGCGUCAGGCCGGUCCAAAUCCAAGCCUGAAAUCUGGGUCAGCUCGCUCUGUGUACCUGACUCAUUUCCCCACCUUCUCUUCCAAGGAGGACUGCAGCAUCAUCACUGACACAGCCACCAAGCUUGAGUGCAGCGGCUUCUAUUGGGGCCCGCUGGGAGUGGAGGAGGCCCACCGCAUGCUCCGCAACGCCCCGCUGGGCAGCUUCCUUGUCCGCGACAGCCGGCAGAAGGAUGUCUUCUUCACCCUGUCCUACCACGACAAGAAAGGACCUGUCAGCGUGCGCAUUGACUACAAGCGGCAAAGGUUCUCUCUAGCUGGCAUCGAGCGCUCUUUUCCAACUCUUUUUGCCCUCUUGGAGCAUUACAUAAACUCGCCCAGGAAGAGCCUGACCGUCCCGUACAGGAAAUGGGAGCCCACGCUACAGGAGCUGUGCAGGAAGCGAAUCCUGGAGGUGUGCGGAGGAACGAGCCGGAUUCCGGAGCUGCCAGUCACACAUGUGGUCCAAAAUUUCCUGUUGGAGUUCCCUUACAAACUGUAAACAGUCGGCCAUAUAACGGUUUGGCAGUAAUGUUUUUGAUUUCAAGAUGGCAGCUUUUACCAAGUAACGGGACAGCAAACGUGUUAUUAAAGGCUCUGCAUCAGGGAUCUGAGGUAGAGACUGUGUUGCUGUGGUUACAAAU
Molecule: messenger RNA, 1137 nt
Organism: Girardinichthys multiradiatus
Lineage: Eukaryota; Metazoa; Chordata; Actinopteri; Cyprinodontiformes; Goodeidae
Product: suppressor of cytokine signaling 1-like
Exons: 2
Coding region: 315-995 (226 amino acids)
Biological process (GO): intracellular signal transduction; phosphatidylinositol phosphate biosynthetic process
Cellular component (GO): phosphatidylinositol 3-kinase complex
Molecular function (GO): 1-phosphatidylinositol-3-kinase regulator activity
Source: RefSeq, a predicted model, not a curated record